CGCAUGUGCACGAGACAUCAUCUAGCGGUAAUACUCGGCGCAAGUCGGCGUCUGAUCACUCAAGGUAAAAUUGCUCAGGGAAGUGUUUUGGAGCACAUUUGAAGCAUCUGUGAGCCACAAACCUCACAAAAUGGCGAUGGCAACAAACCAAAGUAAAGGUAGUGGUUGGCCUCGUCGAGCGAGCAAUAGUUCGUUCGACGGGAAAGUGGUGCAGAAUCAGUCAGUCACUAUCAACAGGACUGUCAAUUUAUAUCCUUUGACAAACUAUACAUUUGGAACAAAAGAGCCACUCUUCGAGAAAGAUCCAUCAGUACCAGCAAGAUUUCAGCGUAUGAGAGAUGAAUUCGAUAAAAUUGGUAUGCGGAGAAGUGUGGAAGGUGUUCUACUUGUACAUGAACACGGAUUGCCACAUGUUCUCCUACUGCAACUUGGCACAACAUUCUUCAAAUUACCCGGUGGUGAACUCAACACAGGAGAAGAUGAGGUAGAGGGCCUAAAACGGCUCCUUACUGAGACUUUCGGACGAUCAGAUGGAGUAAAGUUAGAAUGGGCCAUAGAAGAUACUAUUGGAAAUUGGUGGCGGCCAAACUUUGAACCUCCUCAAUAUCCAUACGUACCGCCACAUAUCACAAAACCGAAGGAACAUAAAAGAUUAUUUCUCGUACAGCUACAAGAAAAAGCUCUUUUUGCCGUACCAAAAAAUUACAAAUUAGUUGCCGCACCAUUAUUUGAAUUAUAUGAUAAUUCGCAAGGAUAUGGUCCUAUAAUUUCAUCUUUGCCGCAAUCGUUGUGCAGGUUUAACUUUAUCUACAUGUAAAAAUUAAGUUAAAAACACCAAAAAAUUGACUUUUUUUUAAUUUAAUGAAAUUAAUUACAAUAGAAAUGCAUAAGAAAUAAACAUGUAACAAACGAUGUGACAGACGAUUUGAAACAAUUUCAAUUCUAUAAAAAACAUUAAAACAGA
Molecule: messenger RNA, 964 nt
Organism: Pseudomyrmex gracilis
Lineage: Eukaryota; Metazoa; Arthropoda; Insecta; Hymenoptera; Formicidae
Gene: Cpsf5
Product: cleavage and polyadenylation specificity factor subunit 5
Exons: 6
Coding region: 131-817 (228 amino acids)
Cellular component (GO): mRNA cleavage factor complex
Molecular function (GO): mRNA binding
Source: RefSeq, a predicted model, not a curated record